AUGGCCAGAGAUCCGCCCUCCCGUCUUGGCUCAACAGAGCUCGAGGAUAUAUCUCUGACUCCCUCUGCUGUCAAAGCAGCUGGCGUUACUAUAAUACACCCUCAACUGCGAGAUUUAAUCCUGCCACUCGGAAAGGGCAGGGUGUAUUACCCGCGAGGGCAGAAUGUCGAAGAGAUGAGAUGGUCUGAUGAGGACAGUGUCAGCAAGGAUAUCAACAGAAAUGGAAGUUCAAGGACAGCGUUCAGACUAGACUUUCCUGCAGUUUGUCUUACCGCCGGAUCCGGUCUCUUUGCAUGUGGCGGGCAGCAUGGCGAGCUAUUCGUCUGUGAACAUCGCCAACUAAACCCUCGAAUCCCUUCACGCCUUCACCCUUCCCCACGCUUUCAACCCUUCAAGCUCUCAACUACUCUACCCUAUAGCCGGUCUAUCAACAAUUCUAUCAUUCUCCCUCCCUCAUGGCCUCGAGAAUGGGCCAGACAUUCACGGGAAAAGCAACUAGGGUAUCUGGGAAGGGGGUCGAGAGAGUGGGAAGAGCUCGAACCGAGAAGUGGUAUCCUCGGACGGGCGGAACAUGGAGAAUGGAUCAGACGGAGAGCAGGCCAAGAUCGGGGAUCGUCCUCAGUAGACGACGAGGACGAUUACCUGACUGACGAUCAGGAUGAGGAAAUGACGGAGGCGCCCUCAUCGCCUGUAGCGACGUAUCCCAACACACUACCUGUGCGAUACGUCUCGUCACGGCCCCUGCACCCUCCAACCCCAUCCCAGGACGCCCGGAUCAAGGCUCGUAGCCGGAAAAGAGAGGAACCUUGCCUCAUCAUAUCCAACAAUGACUGCAGUGUCAAGUUCUACAGCCUCCGAUCUGAAGAGGACGACAGGGCCUCAGUCUUUGGUAAUGCGCCACAUUUCGGGAUCCCUUCCCUCGCCCGCCAUCCUCCACCACAAGGAUACCAUCCCCAGAUGCUAACGCUGGAGGACCUUGCCGUACUAAACAGUCCCCCCAUAGAGUUCCCAAGUCAUCUACAAUGGGACCCUGAUAUCCGACAGAUCGAUGUCGAGAUGGGCGCUGAUGGUCGGCCUGGAAGAGCCCUAUACGAUGUGGUCGCGACAGAGAGGUUCGGAAGGUUGAAUGAUACCGAAGAAGCUUGGCAGGCGAGGCAGCUGCUCGAGCAGUAUCGUGAUCGGGAGCUUGCACGAGGUACUUCAGGGCUCCCGCGCGUGGCGGGCCGCAGCCAUAUGUCGGAUGGCGACAAUGGUGGUUUCGUGUCCAUCUCUGCCUUGUUGAGAGCUAAUGCGCAGCCCGGCCCCGCUGCGGGCUCUGGCUCCUGGUUUGAGGGCGGGCAGGGUGUAUCGCAGCAGCCGGUCCGGUCUGAUGCGGAGAGCGAGAGGCUCGACUUGCCGCCGGCUGAUGCUGGUAAAGGCGAAUCGAGAUGGCUGAAUCUGGUAUCUGAGGCUCAUUUCCCUGUGGCAGCGAAUCAUUCUUCAUUGUCACCGGAUUUGAGACAUAUGGUCUCUGUAGGAGAUUCCACUGAUGUCGACAUCUUUGAGAUUGAUGGAAGUCGGCAGUUCAGGAAAGUGGCGACUUUUACAGCUGCUACAGAUGCUGGCUUCUCGAGUGCUUGGAGCAAGGAUGGGCGAAAGUUUGCCGUUGCAAGCCAAGAUGGCCAGGUCACUGUUUGGGACCACCGCUCUUCCCGUCCUCUCGCCAUAUUCCACACAUGUGCCAAGAGCGAUACUCCCUCGGUUCCAUCGUUCGCGAAUGACCUUGGCGCCGCCUACACCAAUUCUCGUGCUUCCUCUGGGAUAUCUGAAGGUCCUGGAGACUAUCAAGUCGCAGCCGAAGACGGAAUAGUGUUGAGAGAUCCGGUGACGGGAACUCCGAGGACGGGGAGCAGCACCUCGGGCAAAGAGGCUGCUCGGGUUGUCAAAUUCAGUCCCGAGGGGAGCAGCAGGGAUCUCAUGGUCUUCUCAGAGGAAAAUUCAAAUAUCCACAUAAUCGACGUCCGCACAUUCGCAACCCAUGUUGUACUCCCCGUACCACAUGUCCCCACUGAGACGACAGACUAUAAUGCACGGAACAGCCCGCGGAAGGGUGUUGACGGAGGCACUUGGGGUAUAGCGGGUUUGGCGUUUGAUCCCACGGGCGAUUGGUUGUACUCUGGGACGGAAAAGACAGUUGUGGAAUGGGAUUUAAGAAAAAUGAACAGGGGUGGGGAGGGUACGUGGAGCUUGAGAUAA
Molecule: messenger RNA, 2235 nt
Organism: Cryptococcus wingfieldii CBS 7118
Lineage: Eukaryota; Fungi; Basidiomycota; Tremellomycetes; Tremellales; Cryptococcaceae
Exons: 8
Coding region: 1-2235 (744 amino acids)
Molecular function (GO): protein binding
Source: RefSeq, a predicted model, not a curated record